Molecule: messenger RNA, 4096 nt
Organism: Bolinopsis microptera
Lineage: Eukaryota; Metazoa; Ctenophora; Tentaculata; Lobata; Bolinopsidae
Exons: 20
Coding region: 685-2472 (595 amino acids)
Molecular function (GO): DNA binding
Source: RefSeq, a predicted model, not a curated record
CACCGGUUUCUUCAUUUCCAGAAUUCAACCUUCCCUCAGGGGAUGAUCUAGAUACGAUAUCGAUAGUAAAUUCUCUGAAGCAGAGGAUGAAAUACGAAGGAUUGUCUCAGACGAAAGUAGCGAGAUCUCUUGGUAAAGGACAAGCGACAGUUUCCCAGAUUUUAAACAAUCCCAAGCCUUGGGCUAUGCUGACAGAGAGAGGUAAAGACACCUACAGACUACUCAAACUUUGGCUAGAUCAACAAAUGUUGAGUGAAGGAGAAGAAGGUAAAACCGCAUCUUACGACGAACGUUUACAAAAACUAGCUUCCGUAACCGGACUACCCAUUGACCAGGUACAGAAGUGGUUAUCGUUCCAUUCUCAAGACGUUACAUCACCCCACAACGGUAACGCUAGUCUCUGCGACAGCUUCAACAUGAAGCCUGAUAUUGAGAACCAUACCUCACCUCUUUUUAGAGACUCUCCAAAGAACGACAUGUUGCUGGAUCUUACUCGCAUUCGCCUCAAAGAAGAAGAUAUAUUGGACCUGUUCAAAAGAGCUCCCGACUGCGAAGCAACAGAGAUCUGCACCCAGUACGCUGAACGAGUUAACUUGUGGAUAGCACGUGGGCAACUUCCUCUCGACAGAGGAGAUCAGCGGGGAAGUGAGGAGGGAGAUCGAGAAACAUUCCAUCUCACAGGGAAUGUUCAGUCAGAAAAUAUUGAGGAGAAAACAGGCUACUUUGUCAGAGGCACUAUGCCACCCCAAGCCGUGGGGACGACUAUCAGACCGAGGAAAGCUGAUCUACUGUUUCAUGAAGCUGUGGUUGCUUCUCCCGGACGAGCGAAGACUUGCUCCUUUCAAGGAGGAAUCUCUCCAGAGAUUCAGACAGAUCCCAACUCAGGCUAUACCAGUCUUAGAGCACGAGUUUAAACUCUACAAAGGAGCACCCCCCAAGAUGGUCAAGGAAAAGCUUGCGGAGGAUCUAGGCUUGGAGUACUGCACUGUAACCAAUUUCUUUUCUCACUGCCCUUCAUCCAACUCUCUCUUUAAAAACGAUGUGACAUACAGUUCGUGCCUGCCCACCAUGGUGAAGUACCCCUCCCCAAUGGACACCCUGCACAGCUUCAAACCUGACUUCCACCCCCAACUACCCCCUCUGAGCCCAAUGGGCCGGGUACCGGGGCUCAGUCCUCUACACACUCUCACUGCUCUUCAUAGCCAGGAGCUACAGAACGGCUUACUUGGACGAUCCAAAUCGUUCUUAUUAGACGCAAACAAAGAACUGGACACACUGAAGAUUGUCGCUGCUCUCAAGAACAGACUAAGACUAUUAAACAUCUCCCUACACACCUUUAUUGACAGCGUUCUGUUGAGGAAACACAAUGGCACCAUGGUGACCCUGAACGAUCUGCUGCUUCACCCCCGACCCUACAUUACACUAAACCCGCACCAGAAGGAAGUGUUCCUCACCAUCAACCACUGGCUGGAUAGACAACCGGCUGAACAACUCGCUUCUAUCUCAGCUUUCAAGCCUUUCGACUCGUUGUUGUUCAGCAGCAUGGAGAUGACAGAGAUUCAGAACAUCAUCUCCGAGACUCACAAGUUUCUGAAGCAGUAUAAUCUAUCACAGGACAGGUUUGCUACCAGAGUACUCUCAGUCAGACCGGAGGUGUUGCAGGACCUUUUCAACUCAGCUCCCCGGACCUGGACCCAGCUGACUCACGAGCAGAGGAACAUCUGCCACAUCCUGAGGGAGUGGAUUAAUGACAAGGACAAGUUCGCUCUCUUCCUCGACAGCCAGGAGAGCAAGUCUCCUAAAGUGUCCAGAACGUCUCCCUUGCCCAGUGGUAGUAGAACCGGGAGUGCAGCUAACCCCUUUAUCUUCCCCAACACUUCAAUGGUAAAAACGACACUACCAGUGAUAACAUCCAGCCUGCCUCUUAGUUUGAGCAGUGGAGUCUGUCUUAACAGUGGAGUCAGUACUCCCUCCGUCCGCAGUCCACCUACAACUAUCAUCCAGACUCUCGCUACAUCCUCCACCAGUGUACCUGCGUUUAAACUGGGAGAAGAAGGAAGAGAAGAAGGAGGUUCCACGUCUCCCUCUAACGGCACUGUAAAGUGCGAGCAGGGCAGCUCACCUAUGGAGACCUCUCCCAGCAAGAUCAACAGCUGUCCUAGGGACUUCUCUCCUAAGUCGGACAAGUCAGAUGGAGGAGGAUCAGUAUCCUAUCCCAGCUACACGGAGCAGACGAGAAGUGUAGGUUCCCAGAAGUACCCAAGGCAGGAGUGUUGUCAUGAAGCUUUCCACGUAAUGUUACAGCACGUCCGCGAAACCAGCUCCAAGAAUCUCAUGCUUUGCAAUCACCUGGAGCAGAUUUAUAAACAUUUAGCGCCCGUCAAAAGAGAUCGGACAUGGACUUCCCCAAAUACUGAGACUGACCUGGACAACCCAAUGAAGAGAAUCAGGAUGUCGUCCCCUAACAGCUGAAGAAAACAACACUGCAACAUGUAGACAUUCUACCCCUGGAACUAACCAGCUGAUGACAUCACAUGAUCUGAAUUGAUGACAUCAUCAUCACGACGUGAUCUGGACAAUAUGACAGCUUUUUAAGACUGUAAUAUGAACUGAGAAGUGAGAAACUCUGAAAAUACGAAGAAGAAACUUUGCGCGCGAAAUUCUUUGUUGUAUUAUACAGUAGUGUGAUAAGAGAGAUAACGUUAAGUUAUUGUUGUUGUGAAGUAUAUUGGCUGGACUAUACGUAUAUUGUAGGGGGUUGUCAUGGUGCCCCCCCCCCCUAUAUUGCGGGGGUUGUCAUGGUAACCCCCUAAAUUGCCCACUUUAUCACAUCUUAACGGUGGUCUUCUUUGCUCAAUGAGCAUUUUGUAUACCUCGUCCUUACCGGUCACAGUAGAUUUACUCAAAAUCAUCGCUAUCAUAUUGGAAUUAUCACUGAACGAUUUGGCUCCCAAAACAUGGUUAAUUUAUGACACUCUGAAAUGCGAUGAUACUCCACGUGUGAGCGAUGAUUUUGUUAAUUUAGAUUGGGUAAAACACUCGUUCUAAAUGCUGUAAAGGGCCAUUCGGACGGGGUCUAAGUUCAUAAAUAUUGGGCUCAUAUUUUGAAUAACUGUUUUAUUAAUAUGUUUACAUCCUUGUUUUGUUAGAGCUUACCAUAUUUGGAGUGGUAACAUGACCAUAUAAGGACUUAUAGCAUAGCACCCAUAUAAGGAGCGACAUUUUAUCUGAAAGUUUGACAAGUCACGGUACUGACUGUGUAUCACGUGAUAUUUUGACAUUUUCUGUAGUGUUGAUUGUAGUGUUGUAUCAGGAUUUGCUUAUAGUCAGUUAUAUCUUAAUGACCAUGUAAGGAAUAUUUGUUGACCAUUUAUGGAGUGAGCUGUGACUUUCUUCAUACUUACGAUAUGCAGGUUUAGGCUAGUUUUUGACGUCUCUUUUAUAAUAAUAAUAAUAUUGUCAUUAUUUAUUUAUUUAACAUUUAUCGUAGAGAUGAUUUGCAAGAGCAUUCUGGUGUAGAAGUGAACACAGUUUAUUAUAUUUAUCAAUUUAUUUAUCAUAGAUGAAAUUACUUUUUCCAGAAAAUGUGAGAUUGUUGAUAAUUUGCCAGGGGGUUAUAGAUAUAUUUGUUAUCCGCAUUUGGACUUGUAACAUGACCAUAUUAGGACUGAUAGUGAUAACCAAGGAAUUCUAGAUAUAUUUGCAGUGUAGUAGUACAUAGUGUUGCUUGACGAAUUUUUACGGCAGUUUUGAACUUCUAGAAUAUUCGGUUAAUUUUCCGCGAGAAUUUUGAAUUUUUAAAUUUGUAAGACACGACAGGUCUAUAUGGUUUAUUAUUUGACACAAUAUUGCAAUUAUUUUAACGAAGCUGUACAGUUGACCAUAUGCAGCUAGGUGAAGGGUUGUUUAGAAUCUGACAAGGUCCAAUCAUUAACUACAGCACUUCUGGUUCACCCUAACUACCGGGCUCUGUUGUCAUAACAACCGUGCCUUUAAGCCGAACUAUGCUAUUAAUUAAUUAAUUGGAUAAUUAACAUGCUGAUGAUUAUUUAAUAUAUGCGUGUUUGUACGCUGUAUCAUUGAUUUUCAGAAAUUU